Molecule: messenger RNA, 1978 nt
Organism: Lottia gigantea (owl limpet)
Lineage: Eukaryota; Metazoa; Mollusca; Gastropoda; Lottiidae
Exons: 10
Coding region: 19-1707 (562 amino acids)
Cellular component (GO): plasma membrane
Source: RefSeq, a predicted model, not a curated record
GGUGGAUUAAGAAUAACUAUGAAAAGGAAGAAGGUCAAUCUAUUGACUUUUUGGAUUGUCGGUGCUGUAUUUGUUUGUUAUAGUGUAGGAUCAGUACAGGCAACUGGAGCGUAUCCUUCGACUUCCUAUGUUAACACUCCAAAACAUUCCAAGAUUCAAAUAACUAGGCCUAAAUUUGGAGCAUCUGGUUUCUUGGACUCAUGGGUACAAGUAAACGAUAUAAAUCUACCAACAGACCUUGCGACAGCUAGUGGUGGAUUGAGGAACAUUCUAGAGGCCAAUUCAACUUUCAACGGUGACAAGAAAAGUAACAGAGUAAAACGAAGAUCAGGCGGAGUUGAGUUUGAAUGUGUUGCUCUAAAUAACAACGUAAAACGUGUUACGAAAACUUCGGUUGGACCAUGCGUAGAAUAUUGUUGGACGGUCAGAAAAACCUUGGCUUUGUUACAGAGAAAUGACCAAUGUUCCUGUAUAAACAACAACGAUGACUAUACAGUUGUUGAUAUUUCAAAAUGCAACACAAAAUGUACAGAUGAGAAAAAACAAAAUUGUGGUGGAGAAUAUAAUUUUGGCAAAUAUAGAACAGGUUACAUUAGAGAACCAAGGUUCAAUAGAGACAGCGAAACCGCAGUAAGAAAGGCACGACAAGACUGCUUUAGACUGAUCAAGGAUCCAAAAGCACCAUCUUUAGAUUCACUAAGAAUGCACCCGCACAUUUGUAUGGAGUUUUGUUCAUAUAAGCAAAACAGAUACGCUGCACUAUCUAAAGGAACAUUUUGUCAGUGCCUUAACUUUGGAAAUGGGUAUUUUGCUCCAGCCAAAGACAAAUGUUCUAAAUUGUGCCGUGGAGAUAGGAGAUAUAACUGUGGAGGGGAAAACAACGUCUAUCAAGUAUAUAGCUCCGGAUACUUGUCCAGUCAGAAAAAAAACAGUGAUAUAAGAUUUGAUGACUUGUCAUGGUCAAGACCGGAUAGAAGAGACCCCGAAGAUUAUGAAUUUUUGAAUAUAAACAAAGGAGGUGGAUAUAAUGGCAAUGGCAGAAGGAAAAGAAAAAAGAAAAGGAAAGGCAGAAGGAAAGAAAAUGGCAGGAAAGAAAAUGACAGUAGGUCAAAGGAAAGCAGAAAGAAAAUUUAUGGCAGAAUUAGAGGUAAUGGCAGGAGUACAGAUAAUGACAGAAAUAGCGAUAAUGGAAUAAUUCAAGCUAACACCAGAAGUGGAGUUAAUGACAGAAGUGGAGAUGAUGGAAUUCAAGUUAAUGUCAGAAGUAAAGUUAACAGAAAAAGUAAAGAUAAUAAUAGAAAUAGAGACAAUGGCAUAAUUCAAGCUAAUACCAGAACAAGAGUUAAUGACAGAGGUAGAGUUAAUGCCAGAAGUAGAGAUGAUGCCAGAAGUAGAAAUGAUGCCAGAAGUAGAGAUAAUGCCAGAAGUAGAGUUAAUGACAAAAGGAAUGAAAAAGACGUGAAGAGCGACAAGGACAAAAAGAAAGAUAAAGAUGGGGAUUUAGCCAAGAAACAACAUAAUAAGGACAAGAAAAAAGGAAAAAAGGUGGACAAGAAAUAUAUCAUAAUAGGCGUUAUUGGUGCUGUAAUUCUAAUCGCUAUUAUUGUAACUUAUGUGAAUGAUCAAUCGUCUGAGCAAAAGAAAAUGGCAGAGAGAAAAAGGAAGAUGGAGGAAAAAAAGGCCCGGGAACAAGAAGGUGAUGAGUGAUGAGGUUCUCUGAAAGAUGGCUCAAUCAAGUAUCGGGAUGUCCAAAUUGGAACAAACAAACUUUGUGUGACCAAUAUGCUAAUCUGUCCGAUCUAAAAAAGGUUCUUCCAUGGCCGAGCUGAAUCAAUAGAUCACUUGAAUGUCGCUUAAAUAAGUAGCUCUUUGGUCACUAUAUGACUUCUACUGCCAGCUCUUUUUUGAUUAAAAAAAGGAUUUUUUAUUUUUUUAUAUUCUUGUAAAAAUUGUUGAUAAAGAAAUUAUUCAAAUAAUC